Aspergillus puulaauensis is the source of this 1191-nucleotide messenger RNA. RefSeq lists its product as uncharacterized. The transcript is spliced from 2 exons. Lineage: Eukaryota; Fungi; Ascomycota; Eurotiomycetes; Eurotiales; Aspergillaceae. The record is from RefSeq and is a predicted model, not a curated record. Bases 1 to 1191 code for a protein of 396 amino acids.
AUGUCUUCAUUUCGAUCCCUGUCGCGCCUUGCCAUCGCAACCCUCUUCCUGGCAUGGAGCUUCCCCUACCUCCAAGGCCGACUGCAUGUGCUCUCGCUCUUAAUCUCAAACAGCCCCAAUAAACUGCCCGAGGUCAACAAAUUCAGCACGUCGUCACUAAAGUUCCAGAACAAAAUCCGGAACUGCGAAGAUGGAAUCAUCGUCGACGAAGGCGCCCUCGCCAUCCUAAGCUGUGACCCAGGCCGCGACCUGUGGAACACAGUUAUGGGAACCUUCCACCCAGACCGCGACGCCAUUCCAAACGGUAAAUUGUGGAUUUAUCGCUACGAUCUCCCCGAGAAAUCGGAAAAGGCUCUUGUUCCUGUUGAAUUUGAUCUCUCGGCUUACGAGGGGAAAUUCUCCUUCCACCCGCUCGGCGUCGAGUAUCACCGUGAAAGCGGCACGCUGGUCGUGUGUAACCACCACAUCGACGGAUCGCGUAUCGAGGUCUUCACCUUGACUCUGAAUUCCAAGGGGGCUGUGGCAAAACAUACUCGCUCGAUUGCCCACCCUCUCCUCAGUACCCCGAAUUCCGUUGUCGCGUUGAAUGGGAAUGAGUUUUAUAUCACGAAUGACCACUAUUUCCGGCGCAGGUACUACCCUGCCCUAGCGCUGGCCGAGACCUAUUCCGGUAUUCCGGGUGGGACAGUCGCGUAUGUAAACCUCGCCGCGGAGCCUGUUGAAGUGAAGACUGUUGCGCGCGGCCCGUUCGUGAAUGGGGUUACGUUGCUGAAUGAGUCGACUGUUGCGGUUGCGCUUUCAGGGGCGGCAGAGGUUCGACUUUAUAAUAGGCUUGAGGAUAACUCCCUCCAACAGGUUGAUGCGAUCCGGCUGGGUUUUGUACCGGAUAAUCUGUCCACUGAUAAAGAUGGGAGUCUUUUGAUUGCGGGACAUCCGCACCCGCCGUCGCUGGAGAAGACCGUGCAUGCCCGGACGGAGUGUAAGGGUGGAGAUGGCGUUGUCCCUCAGGAGUGCUGGAAGUCGACUUCGCCGUCUUGGGUGGAGAGAUGGACGCCUGCUAGAGGACUGGAGACUUUGUAUGUGUCUAGCAAGGAGUUUGGAUCAAGUGCCACGGCGGCGAAGGAUGUGGCUAGGAAUGUUGGCAUAGUGACUGGGUUGUAUGAGAAUGGAAUUCUGGUGUGGAAGGAGUAG